Molecule: messenger RNA, 2515 nt
Organism: Belonocnema kinseyi
Lineage: Eukaryota; Metazoa; Arthropoda; Insecta; Hymenoptera; Cynipidae
Product: transmembrane protein adipocyte-associated 1 homolog
Exons: 8
Coding region: 336-1544 (402 amino acids)
Biological process (GO): G protein-coupled receptor signaling pathway
Cellular component (GO): plasma membrane
Molecular function (GO): G protein-coupled receptor activity
Source: RefSeq, a predicted model, not a curated record
AAAUUAAACGGCGCAAAACUCGGGAAUGCAGCCGCGGACCUUGCGAGUCGGAUUAUUGAUAAUAGCUGUGAAAUAUACAGUUUUGAGUUAUUUUGUGUGGCGUUAUUACCAUCCAAAAAAAACGGCCUGAAAUCCCAUCAGUUUUUGGAAAACUCGAAACUUUUGGCCUGACAUGAUGGACGUUGAAAUCUUUCCCGAUGAGGAAUUCGACAUUGCAGAGCAUCAAGUGACGAGAAAAAAGUGCAACUGCAGCUAAACUUUGUGCAUUUGUGUGGGAGACACAACAAACAUUUUACUUGUGGAGAGUGAAAAUCUCGUCUGAUUUCAGAAUUUUAAUGAGAUGGACUGAUCAAGAAAUCAAGAAAAGGAACAUGUACGGCGAAGGAUUAGAAUCGGUGUCCGAAGGAUGGCGCCAUACCCGAGAUUUGAGUACUACCACGGAUCCUAAUAUUAGUUCGACAGUGCAAGAGGAAGAUCAUUUUUGCAAACUAAUACUGUACAAAGAAAUCCAAGAUUCAAGGGUGCGAAUAUGGGACGUGAUGAUUCUAAUUCCGAAUCUAUUGUUGCUCCUAUUCAUUAUCAUCAGAUUUAAUAGAGCGCGACUCAAACUUCGAGCGACAAGUAGUCCAAUAUUUUUAGCAUUUUAUGGUCUUGUGAUUUGUAAUGUCGCAAUUUCGGUGAUUCGAUGCGUCGUCUCGAUGACUGUCAAUGCAGCAGCAUCAGUCGGCGGCAAAGCGGACAAGGUGCUAUGGGUGACAGUUCGAUUUUUCCUACUUUCGACGGAAAUGAGUGUCGUCAUUUUUGGUCUAGCUUUCGGACACCUAGAUAGUCGUUCGAGCAUUCGCAGAGUAUUGCUGUCCACUUCUUUUAUAGCACUAGCUUACACGAUAACUCAGGGUACUUUGGAAUUAGUUUUGCCAGAUGACAUGUUUUAUAUAGGUAGCAAGGAGCUUUUCGUUUUUGGUCAUGGAGGAAUGCUGUUUUGGUUCUGCAGCAGUCUCGUAUUCACAUCGAUAUACUUGUUGAUACUAAUAUUACCGUUUACGCGAUUGCGAGAGAGAUUAGCCUUACCAAACAAAAAAAGUUUCUACGUUUACGCGGGAGUUUUAGCAGCUUUGAAUCUGGUACAGUCAAUAGGAGCUGGACUUCUAAAUUACACUCAAAACCUGGCGGGUCUCUGUGUUGUGGAUGUGACUGCUGCAAUUUACUUAACUCUAUUCACGCCACUAGUUUAUCAUACAUUCUUAUCAGAGUUCUUCGGAGUGUCACAACCAUCAAUCAUGUUCUCCUACAAAGCGCAGGUGGACGACGCGAUGGAGGAAGACACAGUGUCGCUGCCACAUCAGCAAAGUUUUUCCUCGUUGAAAACUGACAGCGACUACAUUUAUCAGAAUAACAGUGUCUAUGACUCGACCCAGUUCGACAUGAGUGCAACACCAGUCAACCCGCUUUAUGCGGCAUCGCUGCAAAGUCCAGAUAGCAUCACCGGGUACAGUAUAGACGGCCAAGAGACACACACUCAUACCAACGGUUAUCAGCAGUGAACGUGGCUUCAUAUUUUUAAAAUCUCUUCCACAAGAGCUAGAGAAGUUUUGGGUACAUUUUUUACCCCAUGGGCGCAUACUCCUAACUCAGAAAGAACUUUACAAAAUUCGGUUGUAAAGAAAAAAUCCCCCUUUCUGGGGGAGGGGGGGGGGCGAGUGUUGUGAACAAACAGGGGCGCCAAGCCAAAGAGGUCAAGACCGGAACUGCAACUAUCUGUGGCAGGCCUUUCCAACGAGGAAAAACUUAUUCAAAGUCCAGAUGGUGCAUUUCCCCCACCACUUCGAUCUGCUCAUUUUAAAGAGCAACUUGUGAAUAGAGGGGGAACAUUCACAUCUGCGAUUUGAAUCGUUUCAACGAAAAUUCCUUAAAUUUCUCCUGGUUGGAGAGGCCUGAUUUAUGGGAACGAAUGGGUUUCUUGUAAAAAAAAUACAAUAUUGGUUGUAAUGUUUUAGAUUUGUAGUUUUAUAAAGAAAUCUUUCUUGUAAAAAAAAUACAAUAUUGGUUUCUCAAUGUUAAGAAAAAACAAAUCUGAUACGUUACUCUGAUUUUAUUAAAUCUGCGAACCUGAAUAUUUUUGUACCUUUAACUUACAGUUUGCAUAUGAAGCCAGUAAGUUUUCAUCGAACCUUUCUAGUCCUCACCAUAGCUGUAAAAUUGCGGGAUGGUAUUUCUAGAUUUAACGAUUGAACGAGUAUAAAAUUAGAAGAUAAGUGGUGAAAAGUAUUUGCUUGCCUAGAACUUAAUUUUAAGGAAAUCUCGAAUAUCCGAUUCGAACAAAUUUAAUUUAAUUAUUUAAAAACAUAAGUUACGACAAAAUUAUUGUUUAAUUUAGUGUUCCGCGCUUCAUUGGUUUAAUAUUUAAACAAUUCCAGGGAUUUCUAUGUUUAGGCAUUAAAUAGAAAAAAAAGAGCCGAUUAAUUUUUCUAGCAAUCACCCCAGGUGAAGAGCUUCAAAAAGUCAUAUCAUAGAC